AUUUUUAGACGUUGUAGAUUUUUUCCUCUGGUUAUGUUCCAGCUUUAUUACUGCUGCGCUCGGUCUCCGGUUAUAAACAGCCAUUAAUUAUUCUUCUACAUUUAACUCUGCAUUUUCUGGUACACGAACACGUGUGUGGCAUUGUGGUCUUCAAAAGCUAUUAAGUAUAUAUAUAGACAUACAUGUAAAGAAACAGAAAUUGGAUUAAUCUAAAAUAAGCUAAGCUAAGCUAAGCUAAGCUAAGCGGCAGCUAGCUGUCAGUAAGCUAGCUCGGUUAGCGUCUAAGGGCUGAAGGUAGGAGGUAAUGCCUGUUAUUAUGUAUUAAGAACACUGUAGAUGUGACAGAUUGUAGCUGUUUGUAGAAUUAGACUGUUAGACCUCAUGGAUAGCCACCAGCACCAAUACCACCACCAGCACCGCUAUGAGUCCUCCAGCCAGGGACGAGAGAACAAACCGCAACGGAAAAAGGCUUUCGGUGGAGCCGGACCCGCACCAUGCGGCACCUGGGGAAACGAAGAAAUGGAGAAAAAGCCCAAGUUUCCCUUAAACAUCAGAACUCUUACUGAUGAUGUGCUGGAUCGAUUUGCAAGUAUUCGUAUCCCGGGCAGUAAGAAGGAGAGGACACACCUUUCCCACAUGAACAAGCAGUCCUCCUGCGAGUGGUCCACCUCCUCCGAGUUUGAGGACCUGUCCUCCAAGAUCACUUCAGAGAAGGAGAUUCUUGCUCUCUUUGAGAAAAUGAUGGAGGAUAUGAACUUGAAUGAAGAUAAGAGAGCUCCACUCAGAGAGAAGGACCUGAGCACAAAGAGAGAGAUGGUCCUUCAGUAUAUUGUCACAGCAGCUAAAACUGGCAGUCUGAAGAGCAGCAGCCGUCAGAUAUCUCCUCAGGAGUUUCUCAGUGAACUGAAAAGUGGAGCGACUGAUGAGAGGCUGUUUGCCUGCUUAGAUUCCCUCAGAGUCUCUCUCACCAGCAAUCCAGUCAGCUGGGUGCAGAGUUUCGGUCACGAAGGCCUCGGACUUCUGCUGGACAUACUGGAGAGGCUGCUGCACAAAAAACACCAAGAGAAGAUUGAUAAAAAGAGUCAGCACAAAGUCAUCCAGUGCCUAAAGGCUUUCAUGAACAACAAGUAUGGACUGGAUCGGAUCCUCGGGGAAGAGAAGAGCUUGGCACUGCUGGCCCAAGCUAUGGAUCCUCAUCAACCUGCCAUGAUGACGGACGUCGUCAAGCUGCUCUCCGCCAUCUGCAUAGUGGGAGAAGAAAACACCUUGGAGAAGGUGCUCGAAGCCAUCACCAGUGCAGGGGAGAGGAGAGAGACCAGCCGCUUCAGCCCUAUAGUCCAGGGUCUCACUGACCGCUCUGUCCAGCUCCAGGUGGCUUGCAUGCAGCUCAUCAACGCUCUCGUUACGUCUCCUGAUGAGUUGGACUUCAGGCUGCACAUCCGAAAUGAGUUCAUGCGCUGCGGCCUGCGAGAGAUAUUGCCGACUCUGGGUGCUAUCAGAAAUGAGGCCCUGGACAUCCAGCUGAAGGUGUUUGAGGAGCACAAAGAGGAGGACAUGAUGGAGUUUUCCCAUCGCCUGGAGGACAUUAAGAGUGAAUUUGAUGAUGUAGGAGACGUGUUUAACGCCGUGUUCAGCCUGGUGAAGGACACGGCCAGCGAGAUACACUUCCUCUCCUUGCUGCAGCACCUGUUGCUCAUCAGGAAUGACUAUUUCAUACGGCCUCAAUACUUUAAGAUCAUAGAGGAAUGUGUGUCUCAGAUUGUACUACAUCGCAGUGGGACAGACCCGGAUUUCUCCUACCGCAAGCGCCUGGAUGUGGACUUCUCUCAUCUUCUAGAGGUGUGUGUGGACAAGGCUCGGGCGGAUGAAUACGAGCAGAGGGCUUUGGAGUUAGAGCAGAAGUUUGAUGAAGAGAUCAUGGGGAGACAGGAGGCCUUGGCCCAGCUCCUGAAGCAGGAGGAGAAAAUCAAUCAGCUGGAGGCAGAGUUGCAGGCCUUCAGAUCUCAGUUUGGGACAGUUCCAGUGGGCAUAUCUACAGUACAGUCUGUUCCAGGCUCCUCAUCCUUUCCACAAGGACCCCCUCCUCCUGGAGCUCCACCUCCUCCUCCACCACCUCCACCACCUUUGCCAGGCUGUGCUGCCAUGCCCGGAGUGCCUCCUCCUUUUGGUGCCCCCCCUCCCCCUCCUCCUCCAGGACUGGGGGGUCUUAUGUCACUCCCCAACCAGAAUGUGCUGCCGUUCGGCCUUCAGCCCAAGAAGGAGUUCAAGCCUGACACCAUCAUGAAGCGCCUCAACUGGUCCAAGAUCCUUCCACAGAAAAUGACUGAGAGCUGCUUUUGGGUUGUAGCCAGUGAGGACUUCUAUGAGGAUGAGGAUCUGCUCGACCGUCUCGCUCUCACCUUCGGCUCUCAGAGACUCGCCCAGCGAGGUGCGGAGGAGCUUGAGGAGAAGAAAUUCAUUAAAAAGAGAAUCAAAGAGCUGAAAGUGCUGGAUUCUAAGAUCGCCCAGAACCUGUCAAUUUUCCUGGGUUCCUUCCGUUUGCCUUAUGAGGAUAUCAGGAGGAUGAUUCUGGAGGUAGAUGAGGAGCAGCUAACAGAACCUAUGAUCCAGAAUCUGGUGAAGACUCUUCCUGAGCAGCAGCAUCUGAAUGCUCUGGCCAAGUAUAAACACGAGUAUGCCAAUCUGUCUGAACCAGAACAGUUUGGGGUUGUGAUUGCUUCUGUAAAGUGCCUGCGGCCGAGGCUGAACUCCAUCCUGUUUAAGCUGCAGUUUGAGGAACAGGUGAGUCACCUGAGGCCAGACAUGUUGGCGGUGAGCGCAGCGUGUGAGGAUGUGAGGAAGAGCAAAGCCUUCAGCAAGCUGCUGGAACUUGUGCUGCUCCUGGGCAACUACAUGAACGCCGGCUCUCGCAAUGCCCAGUGCUACGGCUAUGACCUCAGCUCCCUCUGCAAGCUAAAAGACACCAAGUCGGCUGAUCAGAUGUCCACGCUGCUUCACUUCCUAGCUGAGGUGUGUGAGGAGAAAUUUCCGGAGGUUCUCAAAUUUGUUGAUGAAUUGCAACACGUGGACAGAGCCAGUCGAGUCUCGGCGGAGAACCUGGAGAAGAGUUUGAAGCAGAUGGAGAAGCAGCUGCUGCAGCUGGAGAAAGAUCUGGACACCUUCAGCUCCCCUGACAACCAAGAUGACAUGUUCUACAGCAAGAUGGCCAGCUUCUCCACUCAGGCGAAGGAACAGUACCAGAAACUGGUCAUCAUGCACAGCAACAUGAACACGCUGUUCCACAACAUGUUGGAGUACUUCGCCAUCGACCCCAAGAAGACCUCCGUGGACGAGCUCUUCACAGACCUGAGCAACUUCAGAGCCAUGUUUGUGCAAGCGAUGAAGGAGAACGGGAGGAGGCGGGAGGCGGAGGAGAAGCAGAGGAGGGCAAGGGCUGCGAAAGAGAAGGCCGAGCGCGAGAAACAGGAACGACAGCACAGGAAGAAGAGGUUGCUGGAGGUCAACGCAGAAAAAGAUGAGACUGGAGUGAUGGACAGUCUGCUGGAAGCACUGCAAUCCGGAGCUGCUUUCCGAGACCGAAGGAAGAGAGCACCUAGACCCCGGGAUGAAGCAACUCAAAUGGUCAGCCAAAGGCCAGUUCUGAAAGACUGCAACCAUGAAAACACAAAGGUACCUCUGCAAAGGUCACGGUCUCGGCAGAAUAUCAAUUUCAGCUCGGCACGAGCCCUCACUUCCAAGGAGGCUUAUUAUGAGAGCGAGGCCCAUUCAUCUGCAGCUCGGCGAUCAGCCCACCGGCCAGAGAGGGAGCAGGAGAAAGAGCGAGCGAGAGAGCGAGAGUGUGAAAAGGAGCAAACUCCCCCCAGCUGCUCAGCUAACGGAGAGACUGACGUGGAGGCUCUUCUAGCCCGGCUCCGCGCCCUGUGAUGACCUCACCUCCAUUUCCCAGUGCUCUUUAACCUCUCCGUUCCACGUACAUUCAAAGUAACCCACCAUCUUUUUCACUCUAUGGGCGAGAGUCAAGCGCGAGAACACAAACAGAAAGAAAAGUCUUAACAAUUAACCUUUCCUUUUAUGUCACUGCCCUUUUUUCUAUAACAGCCAUGUUGUUUUGAAGAAGUGCUGCCAUUGUCCAGUUGAAUUCAUCAUGUUAUUUGUGUUUAAGAGCUGAGAUUGAUGGUUGAGAUCUUUACACUUCUAAAAGUAGAUGUGCAUUUGUAGAGAGGUUCGUCUGCGUACGUAAAAGCAGCAGCGGUUCAGUGCCGCUAGAAUAGUUCGCGAGAUCUAAGCAGAAAACAGCAAUUAAAUGCUACAGCACCUUUUCUUAAAUACGUGCACUUGUGCACUUUGGAUAUAUCCUCGACUCUAUGCAAACUCAUUAAAUGUCUUUUCAAAAACAGUUAUAAUUUUUUUUUUUUACAUGUAUUUUUUUUGGAGGGGAAUUGUUUUGUAGAAUUUCUCAGCCCUGUAUGUAGUGAUGAAGGGCUCAGAGAUCAGCUCCACAGUAAUUGGAUAUAUUGAUAGCACAUCAUACUAUAAUUAUUCAUGAGAUAUAUCACUGUAAAUUAAAAAUAGAGCUAGCUUUAGCAUUCAAUGCAUAAAAUUAAACCAGGAGACUGCUGCUUUUUUUUUUCUGCUAACCUAUGCCAUUUUCCUAAUAGUCUGUUAAAUUCCAUAUAAUCAUCAUUUGACACUUUCUCAGGACCAAGAGCUCCAAAAGCAAUUUUAGAAAAACCAUGAGCCAAGUCAUGUUGAGUGAUGAGUUUUUUAAUUAAAUCUUUUUUAUAUUUUCUCCUAAUUCAGUAUUUGCCCACUAGUACCUCGCGUCCCACACACUACCCUGUAGUGUUACAGGCUAGCUGGAUACUGAAUGAUAUUCCCUGUUCUCCAUACAUGAGUGCAUACACACCUCUGAUUGGCUAAUGAAACUCUGAUCAGUGGAGGAGAGAGAAUUUCCAUCGCUCCUGACAAAAUAAAAAGCAGCCAAUUACGCUCUUCUUGCCUCCAGGCCACAGAUCUUUACAUCGCCAUCUCAAAUGUUGAUUACUUUUCAUACAGCAUGGCUUUCGUCACCAUGACAGCAUAAUUAUGGUAUGGAUUCCAUAUGACAGCAACUUGCUACUACAUUUGUAUUGCCAGGACCUAACACCAGCGUUUUUUUAAACAAACAUAUAAUAUGCAUGUUUAUUAUUGUGUGUGUGCUGAAAAGGCUGUAAACCAUAUUAGCUCCAAUAAAAGAUUAGCGCUUAUUACUCUGUAACAAGCCGCAUUUACUCGAUCUCUGUUAAUCUUUGGUACGUUUUGUUUCGCAGUCUCUUCUUCUGUUCUGCCACUGAAUGAAUCUUGAAAUUAAUUGACCUGUACGUCUCUUUCUUGUCAACACGGUAUUAUCUUGUCUUUUCCUGAUUUAAUAAUAAUCUCAUGCGGCAUUGUCUUCAAAUUGAACACGACACCCGUGAUAAAAUUGCGAUUCGGAUAUUCCUCCUCCUCCUCGUCGUACCAUAAGCCUCGCGCUUUCUUUUCUAACUUUUCCGUGUCGCACAAUUGAUUGUAAAAGGUUUGCGGUCUCAUUUACAUUAAAGAAACAGAACAUUGUUUUGUCUGU
Molecule: messenger RNA, 5602 nt
Organism: Hemibagrus wyckioides
Lineage: Eukaryota; Metazoa; Chordata; Actinopteri; Siluriformes; Bagridae
Gene: diaph3
Product: diaphanous-related formin 3
Exons: 28
Coding region: 382-3924 (1180 amino acids)
Biological process (GO): actin filament polymerization; actin cytoskeleton organization
Cellular component (GO): actin filament; cytoplasm
Molecular function (GO): actin binding; microtubule binding; small GTPase binding
Source: RefSeq, a predicted model, not a curated record